This is a messenger RNA of Arvicanthis niloticus (Nile rat), 886 nucleotides long. It is a transcript of the gene Ndufa13, whose product is annotated as NADH:ubiquinone oxidoreductase subunit A13. Gene Ontology annotation, cellular component: respiratory chain complex I. The record is from RefSeq and is a predicted model, not a curated record. Lineage: Eukaryota; Metazoa; Chordata; Mammalia; Rodentia; Muridae.
CGAAGGGACUGACCACUAAUGUGGAACAGGAUAAGUCCCUCCCUGAAGUGAUGGUGACCAGCUGAGUGGUAACCAGCCUGUUGCCUUGGUCCUUGGAGGUGGGGGUGGAAAGGGGCAAUCUGCAAACCUCGAGCCUGGCCACCAUAGCUCACGAAGGAAGUAGGUGAACUCCAAGGCUUUUAGUGCAAGGAACAGGCGCCCAAGAGAGCUCUAGAUGUCAACCACAGUUACCGCCCUGUCUAGGGCCAGAACGAGGAAGGACUGACUUCCGGACCGCAGAAAGGAUAGCGGAACGCUUCAGAAUUGUAGGAGAACCACCCGGGUGAUGGAACUUCCGCCACACUAAACAUGGCCGCCACGCAUUGCCUCACUUCCGCUGGUGACCGGAAGUUGCGGAUCCUGAAAGUAUGGCGGCGUCGAAGGUGAAGCAGGACAUGCCCCCGCCAGGGGGCUACGGCCCCAUCGACUACAAGCGGAACCUGCCCCGCCGGGGAGUGUCGGGGUACAGCAUGUUCGCUGUGGGCAUCGGGGCCUUGAUCUUUGGCUACUGGAAAAUGAUGAAGUGGAACCAAGAGCGCAGGCGCCUGCUGAUUGAGGACUUGGAGGCCAGGAUUGCCCUCAUGCCACUCUUCCAGGCAGAGAAGGACCGCAGGAUCCUGCAGAUUCUUCGGGAGAAUCUGGAGGAGGAGGCCAUCAUCAUGAAAGACGUGCCCGACUGGAAGGUGGGGGAGUCUGUGUUCCACAGCACGCGAUGGGUACCGCCCCUCAUUGGCGAGAUGUACGCGAUGCGCACCAAAGAGGAGUUGAACAACGCCAACUUCGGCUUCACCUGGUACACUUAGGGCCUGAGCCGACACACCUAAUAAAGAAUAGUCAAGUAAACUGU